CGUCUGCGAAGGGAAGCCAGAUUUACAGCGGAGCAUCUGAAACCUCGACUGCAAUCAAACCCCAAAUUAAAGAUGAAAAUAUCGAGUCGGUGUCAUGCGGUUGGAUGAUUUGACCCGGGAAUGGAUUUAGAGGAGGCUUUCCAGGUGGUUGGAGAGUUCGGAAGUCACCAGAAGCGGAUGAUCACAGUGCUGGUGUUCCUCCAGAUUUACAUGGCAUGUCAGUCUAUGCUCAUCAUCUUAGUGGGUGCUGUGCCAGAAUAUCACAUAGAACCAGUCACCGAGGGUGUGGAUGGAGACGUAACCCAAAGUGUGAAAUUCACAGAGGAUGUCAACUCAAUUGUGACUGAGUGGUACCUGGUUAAACAUCAAGCCUACAAAGUGAAUUUGGCUGGAUCUCUGUUCUUUGCUGGUGUGCUGAUUGGAAAUGUCUUGUUUGGACCACUAUCUGAUAAAAUUGGGAGGAAACCUGUUUUUUUAACUGGUCUGUUUUUUGAGGUCUUGUUUGGUUAUUGCACUGCAUUAGCACCCAGUUAUGAGGCGUUUGCUAUGUCUCGGCUGCUGGUUGGUGUGAUGAAUGGAGGAAUGGCGUUGGUCUGCUUUGUUUUGACUCAGGAAUAUGUGGGAAAGUCCUACUGGGCGAUGACAGGGACCUUGACUAAUAUGACCUUUGCCGUAGGCAUCUCUCUGUUCGCUGCAUUGGGUUAUUAUGUUAGGACGUGGAGAAACCUUGCAACUGCUGCCAACUGUCCUGGACUUCUGCUCUUCCUGCUGUGUGUGACUUUGCCAGAAUCUCCCCGAUGGCUUUACUCUCGGGGUCACUCUGAGAAGGCCGAAGACAUUCUGCAGGAUUUCGCAUUGAGGAACGGGAAAGGCAGAAUUGUGGUGAAGCUGCGGCGGGCCUCCAGCUCUCCAAACUCAUCCAGUCCUGGGGUCUUUCAGCUGGUCACACAUCCCGUACUGCGCUGGAGGACGGUGGUGCUGAUGUAUGUGUGGUAUGCCUGUAGCCUCGUUUAUUAUGGCCUUACUCUCAGUGCCAGUGAGGAUAAAGGUAAUCGUUACUUCAGUGUUGCCAUGUAUGGCUUGGUGGAACUGCCUGCUUAUCCUCUCUGCAUGUACUUCAUUAACAAACAGUGGGCAGGCAGGAGGAAGUCAAUGGCCAAUUUUCUUGCUUUUGCAGGCAUAUCUUGUCUGCUCACAAUGGUUGUACCUGUAUCAGGGUCUUUAUUAAGUGCCACAUCACUGGCUCUAGUGGGAAAACUGAUGGUCAGUGCUGCUUUUAAUAUUGUGUAUGUGUACACAUCAGAACUCUACCCAACCGUGAUCAGGAAUGCAGGUUUGGGAGUGUGUUCAAUGUCUUGUAGAGUUGGGGGAAUUCUUGCACCAUUUGUACCAAGUAUGAAAUCACUACACACCUCCAUGCCGUUUAUGGUGUUCUGCUUGAGUGGGAUUUCUGCAGGCUGUCUGGGUCUUCUCCUGCCAGAGACUCUUAAUAAACCUGCUGCUGAAACGCUUGAUGAGCUUCACAGCCCCUCAUACCAGCGCAUCCUAGAACCACAGGUCCGCCUUUUGGAGGAAAAGCACUUAACUGACCACAAUGAAGAUGAUAGUGACUGAGAUGAGGACUUGUAUCUAGCAUACAUUCCUGCACACAGUUGACCUGAGCCAGUGUUUUGACCAUAGCCAGACUGAGUGAAAGACUGAUGGUGCCUUCCAGAGGAUCAGUUCAACACGUUUACCUAUCAGGACCAGAUACUCAGUAAUAACUCAUUCCUCAUUGUGUCUGACAGUUCCUGCUUAUUUAAUGUGCUUACUGCCAUUUGUGAAUGUUUUGUAGUGCAAAAUGUGGCAUUACAUUCACCAGCAUGUAAAUGUUAGCAUUCGAUUAAUAAUAAUGUUUACAAACUGGGUUUCUGUUAUAUACAAAGAUAAUUUCAGCCAGUAAUGAUUAAAACUAAAAAAUAUAUUCUGUCAUUAUAUCAUUUACUGCCUUUAGUUUGUAAACCACUCCUGUUGGUAGUUUUCUUUAAUGUAAAAUUUUACAGAAGUCUGUCAGGUGCGGCCAUUUUUUUUUUCUAGACAUGAGGAGAAAUUCACUGAAAACAGUAAAUCAGUAAUGAUUUAAA
Molecule: messenger RNA, 2123 nt
Organism: Danio aesculapii
Lineage: Eukaryota; Metazoa; Chordata; Actinopteri; Cypriniformes; Danionidae
Gene: slc22a15
Product: solute carrier family 22 member 15
Exons: 12
Coding region: 121-1614 (497 amino acids)
Biological process (GO): transmembrane transport
Cellular component (GO): membrane
Molecular function (GO): transmembrane transporter activity
Source: RefSeq, a predicted model, not a curated record